AGGUGUGGGAGUUUAUGCAUUUUUCUAUCUUUUCCUUAUUCUUGAUGCGAUCUUUGCUGUAUGUAAGGGAUUUUUUUUUUUUUAAUGGAUUGCUGCCAGGAGGUUUUAUGUUGGGUGUUAUUUUUGUUUACAGGCUGUCAAGGACAGGCAUUGACUAACCCCCAGAUAUCAUCUAACUGUUGUGCUCAUGAAGGAUGGGUGGUAAGUGAACCAUUUGAUGUUGUUCCUAGUCUCCGACCCUCAUCACUUGCUGUAUCAACUGUAUCACAAAAGCAUCUGUUUGGGGUUUUUGAGCCGUUUGUUCCUUGAAUUUGUUCUGGAUGCAGAUCAGUUCCUCCCUUUGUAGAUAUUAUAACUGUUGGAAAUCAUGCGCAAUGUUACCCAGACAUUUGAAAUUGGUGCCCAUACUGGUUUUUAGUUCACAUUUUUCUUUCCUUCUCCUUCUUGCAAAUUCGCAAUUAAAGUGGUCACCAAGAUUUUGAUACUAUUGCCAUUUUCUGAUCUGUCAUAACUUAGUUGCUGUGGUUGAUGCAAUUGCAAUCCUAAUUUUAUUGAACUCUAAUUGUAGUUUGUGUCACGGUUUUAUUACUGCUAACUUGGUAUCAGUGUUCACAUAAGGUAUUGGCUUGGCGCUCCUCACCGACAGCAGCUUUGUUUAAGCAUGCCUGCUUCUGCUUCUGUGAUUAAAGUGAGCCCUGAGAAACGGAUUUAUCCUUUUGCUACGCUUCCAUGGGUGUUUAUAGUUAGUAAAAGCCUGGCAUAGCUUUAAUCCUGAAGUGGUUGUGGAUGUCUUUUAAUUGCUGGUAUGUGAGUGUAGAUUAGAGGCUUUUGAUUAGUGAAAAUCUGUAUUUUUUUCCUAUUAAGAAAAAAUUAAGUAUAUAAACUUGCAGUGUAUUGUCCUGCCUUUUAAUUUUGGUAUAUUGCUUUCACUUUGUUUCUUAAAACCAGAUUCCUUUUUAAUAUACGGGGUUGCCACUU
Rubroshorea leprosula is the source of this 978-nucleotide messenger RNA. The record is from the annotation of a GenBank genome assembly. NCBI's taxonomy places the organism in Eukaryota, Viridiplantae, Streptophyta, Magnoliopsida, Malvales, Dipterocarpaceae.